GAAUUUCAUCUCAUCCUCGGUAGUGUCGUUGCACCUAGGUUCUAAGGUAAGAUGAUGAUGUUGGGAGUACCUGCUUCCCUGCAGCUACGUGCUGUUCUUACAACGCCAACUAAUUGCCAUUGUGGAUUGCCCCUGAUGGAUGCUAAGCGUAGAAAGGGCGUCGCCGCAAACCACAUCAGGAAACAUUAGAUCGAAGUCAGUAUCUCCCCCUAAAUAUGCAACACCCAGCACCUGCCUUCCAUUCUUCCAUCAUGCGAUGAUCUGUUUUCCUGGUCAUUGUUUCCCCAAUCAUCUGGUCAAUGCCGAGUUUGAUCUUUUUUAUUUAAACACAUCUCGCAUCUGUUUUUUGACCCUCUUCUCUUCUCUCUUCUCUCUUCUCUUCAUUCUAUCUCACCGAAAAACACAACUCACACUACAAAACAAUACCGAUACCAAUACCAAACCUACGGAAAAACAAUCUACUCUUUUAAGACUUUUCAUCGGAAAAUCAACCAACCAAUCCUCGCAGCCAAAAUGCGCUUCUCCAAGAUUUCCGUGCUCAUCACUCGCACCAAGAAGGCCCCCCAGCCUGGUGGCGACACCACCCCUAGCGGUUCCGGCGAUCACGGCCCGAGCGUCGGAGGUGGCGGGUGCUGCCGUGGCGGUGACGGUGGAUGCUGCGGCGGAGGCAGCAGUGGAGAGGGAGGCUGUUCUGGUGGCGGUUGCUCUGGCGGCGGAUGCUCCGGCAAGUAAUUGACUGAUCAUUGAUGGUCUCCUACCCACCACCUAUGGUUACGACUUGUGGGCUCGGAGUUGGCAAUGGGUAUAGGGGCGGUCUUUGAGGAGAAAAUGGAGGAGGCGGGAUAGCAGUGAUGGUUGAUGAAACGGGAGGCUGGUGAAGGUUAUGGGAAUGGGGCGGUUUUUAUUCCUUUCUCUUGUUCUUACCUGAGGGUAUACCUAAUGGAAUGCGAUGAGUUUUUGCCACGUAUGCGCGAUACAAGACAACAGUGAUUGA
This is a messenger RNA of Hypoxylon trugodes, 994 nucleotides long. RefSeq lists its product as uncharacterized. The transcript has a single exon. The coding region runs from base 140 to 736 and encodes 198 amino acids. The record is from RefSeq and is a predicted model, not a curated record. NCBI's taxonomy places the organism in Eukaryota, Fungi, Ascomycota, Sordariomycetes, Xylariales, Hypoxylaceae.